This is a messenger RNA of Rubroshorea leprosula, 370 nucleotides long. Lineage: Eukaryota; Viridiplantae; Streptophyta; Magnoliopsida; Malvales; Dipterocarpaceae. The record is from the annotation of a GenBank genome assembly.
GUUCAAUCUGGUGCUUACUAGAAUCUUAGAUUUUCAUUAGAUCCAUUUGUUACUCAAGACAGAAAAUGAAUGUUCAGAAGGAAGAGGCAACACCUUUAAACCAGUCUUCAGCAAACAGAAACAAAUGCACACUUAAACUGCAAUGGUUCAAUAUUUCAUCUCUAAAACUAAGGGCUAGGGAUCAACUUAUACAAGAAAGAAAAUACCCUAAGCAUCCGUUCUUCCUCAAUUGUCCAUGGAACCUUCUUUCGCCUCAACUGUGGAAUUGCAGGGUAGGUACUGCAGAAGAACAUUUUAACACUUGAGAUUUCAUUGCUGAUGCGAUUAAUUGAAGACAUUCUUUUUGGACAAAAAAAAAAAAAAAAAAAAA